This is a messenger RNA of Fundulus heteroclitus (mummichog), 3356 nucleotides long. It is a transcript of the gene mlphb, whose product is annotated as melanophilin b. Gene Ontology annotation, biological process: intracellular protein transport. The record is from RefSeq and is a predicted model, not a curated record. The coding region runs from base 640 to 2376 and encodes 578 amino acids. The transcript has 17 exons. Gene Ontology annotation, molecular function: actin binding; myosin binding; small GTPase binding. Gene Ontology annotation, cellular component: cortical actin cytoskeleton. Lineage: Eukaryota; Metazoa; Chordata; Actinopteri; Cyprinodontiformes; Fundulidae.
CAGCUCCUUACAGCCAUCCUCAGAGGAUUCCUGAUUAAACGCAGCGUGUCCGCUCCUAAUAAAGAGGCACCAGUCAACAGCUCCUGCUACCAGCUUCAGUCAGAAACAUGUGACUGUGGAUUUAAAUCCACCAGACCCAGCGCCGACCCGGGACCAGACGGUCCGAGCAGCCUGAAGGACGGCUGCUUCCAUCAGGGAUCAUCAGCCAAUCAGGGACUUUGCUGAGAUAACACUUCCUACGUAUUAAAUAAAUCUCAUUGAUGUGGUCAGGUGAGACACACAGACUGACCUUCAGGAGAUCAGACGGAGAAGGGAGGCGGAGAGGAGUUCAGUUUUUUCUCCUCCUGGUCAACAGGACAUGUGAUUAGUAUUUCUGCCGUCUCCCUGCUUUGCCCUGCAGUCAGCCCAGUCUGCGUCAGGAGGAAGUCCAUUCUGCAGGCGACCCGGUCCAGAGAGCUGAGUUACUCACACGGUGCUACGAAACAAGGAGUUACUCUUCUAGAAGCUUUAAACCUGAUAAAGCCUUAUUGAGCUUCCUUCCUUCCUCCGCUGUGCUGUGAUCCACCGGUCACCAAAGAUUUUCUCUUGGAUUUUUCUGAUUCCUCAGGUGACGUCCAGCAGCCAUCUUGUUUCCUCAUCAUGCCCGCCACUGAAAUGGGGAGGAAGCUGGAUUUGUCCAAACUGUCAGACGAGGAGGCCAAACAUGUUUGGGAAGUCGUCCAGAGAGACUUUGACCUGAGGAGGAAGGAGGAAGACCGGCUUGGUGAACUGAAGAGCAAGAUCGAGAGAGAAGACACCAAGAGAGAGUUGUUGGGGAGUCAGAGCAGCCUGACUGAGUCUUACUGCAUUCGUUGUCUUCAGCCCUUCAAGUUCCUGGUCAACAUCAAGCGCCAGUGUCUGGACUGCCGGCUUUACGUCUGCAAGUCCUGCAGCCGCUUCAGUAAGAGAGACCAAGGCUGGGUGUGUGAUCCCUGCCACAUGGCCAGGGUCCUUAAAAUUGGUACUUUGGAGUGGUAUCAUGAGAACGUCCGUGCCCGGUUCAAGCGCUUUGGCAGUGCCAAGGUGAUGCGGUCGCUCUUUAAGAGGUUGAGCAAGGAACACAUUUGCUCUCAGAGCGACCCCGGAGAGCCGCGUGAGUACGACACACAGAGCAUGCCUGAGGUCCACAAUGGAUAUGAGGAGACCAGCCUGGAUGCCUCAGACUCAGGACACCUCCAAGGGAUGAAGAAGGCCAAGCGGCGUUUAACUGUGGAUCCGGUUGACUUCAUCCUGGCCUCUGAUUACUCCAGUAACUGCCGAGCUCAGCAGGAUCAGAUCAGCCACCAGGCCUCCGGCGCUCAUGACGGCGGUCUGAGGGAGGCGAUGCUCGCCGAGGCCGACAUGGAGGCCGUGUUUCAGCAGAUUGUCCAGGAGCAGCAGCAGCGUCUGGAAAUGACUCCUCAGCACGAUGAGAUGGGCUUCCUGGAGACCCGCACCAUCCCGUCCCGCUCCAUGUCCCGGCUCAGCUACUCCUCCGGGGGCAGCGGCAGCGUGGGCGGGCCCAGAGGCUGCAGCAGCUACCUGCCCAGCCUCGACGACUCGGAGGCGGAGGAGGACCACUGCCAGCGGUACCCGGGCUGCCGGGCCCAUCCGGGCCCCUGCAGCCACACCUCUGAGGAGAGCCUGAACUCCACAAGCACAGCGCCACAGCUCAGUGACCUGAACAGACGAAUGUCCGCCAUCGAGACCCUCCUAAAUCGCUUAGAGCAGAAGGUGACGUCAACAAACAAGGACAGCAGAACCCCGACCCCACAGGGUCCGUCCCCCCGUCCUCCUCAGUGGGAGGAGGUGGACCUGGAGGAGCAGCAGCUCAGGCAGAAGCUGCACCAGUUGACGGACAACAUCAGCGACCACAGUCUCACUUCUGAUGAAGACGAGUGCGACAGGCCUUCCUCCUCCCAAGGAGUCCCAAGCUGGUGGAGUCCACAGGGGGACCGCCGGCCCUCCAGGAUCCCCACCAGGCCCACAUCCAGAACCAGCAUCAGCAGCUCCAGACUGGAAGAGGAGCUGCCUCUGCAGUGGGACUCUCUGAAGGGCGACUCUGUGUCUGAGAGCCCAGAGAGGAGGGAGCCGUCCACAGCCAGCUUCAGAGGUUCCACGGCUCUGCUGGUGGAGCUGGAGGACAAGGUGGCUCAGGCCGCCGCCAACGUGCAGAGCGCCCAGAGUCAGGUGUCCUUCAUAGAGAACCGGAUCGCUGCUCUGAAUGCUGCUGGGAUGCCAGCCGAGGGAAGGAGGAGGUCGGCCAUCCCGGUCCAAGCUCGGAGGCUCUCCCACAACUUUCCCACAAAAGCCGGUCAUGACGCAGGGCUCAUGAGGAGGAGGCUGAGCAUCAUGUGACCUUCACCGCUCCAGGAAGAGCUUCGGCCGUUUGGGAGGACGUGGAGACGCAGCGUGACGUCAGACGUUAGCAGGACGCUGUUACAGCCGGCGGCCAUGUUUGUUAUUAACCCCGCCAUGUUUAAUCCUAACCAAGCAUGAAUCAGUGUGUAACCAUAGCAGCGACGAGAUGUUUGCUCCUGAUGGAGCUUUACCUGUGAGAUGUUGGUGAUGAAACACCUGCCUCCUCGUUUCAUAGGAACUCUUUAAACGUGAAGUUUCUAUCAUUUAUAUAGUCUAUUUUGAUGAAAUUGUAUUAGAACGUGUUCUAGCUGUAUUUGAUCUUCAGACACGUCUCAUUUCUGUGUGUUUUGAGAACCGACCUCAGGUUCUCAGUGGGGUUCUGAUCCUGGGACCACAUGUCCAUUAUGUCAGCGUUCUGAUCUUUGAGUCUCUGCAUCUUCGCUCCGUCAGGCUGGAGAACCUCAGAUCGUCACCAUGCCGUUCCUGAAUGACGCUUAGAGUCUUCAUCCUUCAUCCCAGUAGGUAGAACUGGGAUGAAGCUCAUCCUGUUCGUCUGAGAACGUUCUCAGCACUGUUUGAUGACUGGAGGUCGUCUAAUGAGGAACGGGUCUUCUGCAGGUCUGCGUCACACUCAAACAUCUGGAGAACAAACGUCUCUCACAGCUUUUUGCAUGUUUCUUAACAACAACGCCACUCACAAGAUGGCGGCAGUAUGGUCUUACGAUGCAGACGCUCUUCGUCUGUGAAAUCCACCAAAGAACCAAACUAUCCUCUCAGAGCUCAGAGCGUGCCGCUGAAUGAACCCGAUCAGAACAUUUUUCUGAAAGAAGCCGACUCCUGAGUCCAGGAUCAGAAAUGUAAAAGUAUGUUUGUCAUUUAAACGUUUUCAGUGAUGUUAAUAAAGUGGAACAUGGAGGAACUGAACAAUUAAAGAAUGACUCAGACGCUUUAAAUGCAGGUUUUAUUGAGAUGCAUCA